GAAAACACUGGAGAAGGAAAAGCCGCUGCUCGCCUGAACAGCUCUAGUCCCUCGAUUUAUAAUAAAUAAAUAAUAAAAGCACGUUAUUGUGUCUGGCUAUGAAGAUUUAAAACGUUGUUCUGCUUUAAAAAUCCCGAGCUGUGUGAGGACAUGAAAACAGAGACAUCCAAAGAUGGAGGGAUGUCAGAAGUCGGUGUGAAGAAAGAGGAGAUGCUGGAGCUGAAAAUCUACAACCAUGGAGAUGACCUCGACAACCCAUCUGAAGGUCUCGCCGUUAAAGUGGAAGAUCCUGACAAUAAAGACUACCUCUACUGUGAAGUUUGCAAAUCCUUCUUCCUCCACAAAUGUGAGGUUCAUGGACCGCCCCUUUUCAUCCCGGAUACUCCUGUUCCCAUGGGAGUCCCUGACCGAGCCAGACAAACUCUUCCUCCUGGGCUAGAAAUCCAGAAGUCCAGUAUUCCUGACACAGGUUUGGGAGUAUUUAAUAAGGGGGAGACUGUUCCAGUAGGUGCACACUUCGGACCCUACCAGGGAGAGCUGGUAAACGGAGAGGAAGCCAGAAACAGUGGAGACUCCUUGGUUAUGUACAGGAGCAUGCAGUGUGGAGAAUACAUCGAUGCCAAAAGAGAGAUGCAUAUGAAUUGGAUGAGGUAUGUGAAUUGUGCCCAUAAUCAUGAAGAACGGAAUCUUGUGGCAUUUCGAUAUCAAGGGGGAAUUCUGUAUCGUUGCUGUCAACCCAUUAACCCAGGACAGGAGCUCUUGGUGUGGUAUGAAGAGGAGUACGCCAAACAACUCUGUCCUGCACCUACAGGAACAACCAAACAGCAAGGAAUAAAGAAUGCUCUGCUGCAAGCCUUUUCCUGCGCCACCUGUUCCCUUUCCUAUGCAUCUCAAAUUUAUCUCGACAAACACAUCCAGAGAUGCCACUAUGAAGAGUAUGUGAGACUCCAGGAAUUAAGAGAGGGUAAAUAUGAAUUUCAAAUCCCCUCCAAAUGCUCCAGUAGUCAGCCAACAUCAACGGAGUCUCUCAGUUCUGACAUUUCUCACAAUGAUAUACAGAAGGAAAUUCACCACUGCUCAGACUUAGGAAAGAGUUUUGGUCAUCAGAAUGCACUCAAGCCAAACCAGUGCAGUCACACAGAAGAAAAUCCACAUUACUGCUCACAGUGUGGAAGGAGUUUCACUGAACAGAGUGAUCUCCAACGACACCAGCGUAUUCACGCAACAGAGAAGCCGUAUCACUGCUCACAGUGUGGGAGGAGUUUUACUUGUGAGAGUCGUCUCCAAACACACCAGCGCAUUCACACAGGAUAUAAGCCCUAUCACUGUUCUCAAUGUGAGAAAAGUUUUACUGAUAAGAGUAAUCUCAAAAAACACCAGCGCAGUCACACAGGAGAGAAGCCGUAUCACUGCUCACAGUGUGGCAAGAGUUUUACUCGUCGGAGUCAUCUCCAAACACACCAGCGCAUUCACAGAGGAGAGAAGCCGUAUCACUGCUCACAGUGUGGGAAGAGUUUUACUCAGCAGAAUGAUCUCCAAAAACACCAGUGCAUUCACACAGGAGAUAAGCCGUAUCACUGCUCACGGUGUUGGAAGAGUUUUACUCAGCAGAGUGCUUUCCAAAGACACCAGCACAUUCACACAGGAGAGAAGCCCCAUCACUGCUCACAGUGUGGCAAGAGUUUUACUCAACAGAGUAAUCUCCAACGACACCAGCGCAGUCACACAGGAGAGAAGCCCUAUCACUGCUCACAGUGUGGCAAGAGUUUUACUCGGCAGAGUACUCUUCAAACACACCAGCGCAUUCACAGAGGAGAGAAGCCAUAUCGCUGCUCACAGUGUGGGAGGAGUUUUACUCGUCAGAGUCAUCUCCAAACACACCAGCGCAUUCACACAGGAGAGAAGCCCUAUCACUGUUCUCAAUGUGAGAAAAGUUUUACUGAUCAGAGUAAUCUCCAAAAGCACCAGCGCUUUCACACAGGAGAGAAGCCGUAUCACUGCUCACAGUGUGGCAAGAGUUUUACUCAGCACAGUACUCUCCAAACACACCAACGCGUUCACACAGGAGAGAAGCCAUAUCACUGCUCACAGUGUGGCAAGAGUUUUCCUCGUCGGAGUACUCUCCAAAUACACCAGCGCAUUCAUACAGGAGAGAAGCCGUAUCACUGCUCACAGUGUGGGAAGAGUUUUACUCAACAGAGUGCUCUCCAAACACACCAGCGCUUUCACACAGGAGAGAAGCCAUAUCACUGCUCACAGUGUGGCAAGAGUUUUAGUCAGCAGAGUCAUCUCCCAAAACACCAGCGCAUUCACACAGGAGAGAAGCCGUUUCAGUGCUCAGAGUGUAGGAAAAGCUUUACUGAUCGGAGUAAUCUCCAAAAACACCAGCGGAUUCAUACAGGAGAGAAGUCAUUUCAUUGCUCACAGUGUGGGAAGAGUUUUACUGAUCCGAGUAAUCUCCAACAACACCAACGUAUUCACACAGGAAAGAAGCCGUAUCACUGUUCACCAUGUGGAAAGAGUUUUACUGAUCCGAGUAAUCUCCAAAACCACCAGUGCAUUCACACAGGAGAGAAGCCGUAUCACUGUUCAGUGUGGGAAGAGUUUUACUGAUCCGAGUAAUCUCCAAACACACCAGUGCAUGCACGUAAGAGAGAAGCUCCAUCACUGAUCAGUGUGGGAAGACGUUUACUCAUUCAGUUAGAUUUAAGACCUACAGGUGCACUAACUUGGAGACCUUGCAUGAUUAAAGUUGUCAAAUUUAAAUAUGGCUAUUACUACAGUUUUGGCUGAAAAUGACCUGUACUUUGAACUUUAUUGUUCAUGUUAUAUGACUGUGUUUUAAAAUAUGUAACCUCAGUGAUGUUUAAAACAAGACUAUUAAUGUUUUCUUUUGAUCUUAAGUAGUUGUUAAUUACCACCCUACAAGUAAUGAUUUAACUGCAACACUAUUAUCAUUGUAGUACUGCAGCAUGAAACUAAUUGUUAAUGGAAUUAUUACCGAUCAGGAGUUUAAUGUACUAUGUUUAACAGAAAUGUGGAUCAAACUAAAUGAGUAGGUAGCAUGUAAAUGAAGCUCGUCCAGCUAUAUCCAUCAGCCUCAUCUAACUGGUAGAGGAGAAGGUGUCUCAGUUAUUUUUAAUGAUAAUUAAGACGUCAUACAAAAACAUGAGAAAAAAAGCACUAUGUUUGAAGUUCUUUAUACUAACAUAUAUAGCCAAAAAAAGUCUAUCCAGUCAAUUUAGCUAAUUUUUACAGACCUGUGAUGUAUAUUUUUAAUUCCUUUGUGAAUUUGCACAUUUCAUCUUAAACCUGGUUGUUUCUUUAGACAAAGAAUUAAUUGUUGGAGACAUUUAUUAUUCAUUUUGAUAAUCUAGAAGACUCUUUGAGAAGCGUGUUCAUGUCCAUUCUAGAUUCAGUAGGGGUUAAUCAGAAUAUCAUACCUGGAUAUCCCCGUCAUGCUUGACGAUGGGGGCCUUGUUUCUUCCUCUCAUGGCGGCGUAUGCUCCGUUGCCGAUACCUUCGAACAUUUGCCUAGGAUUUUUCUUGUUGGGAUGUUCUUCGAUCUCAGCAGCUCGUUGUGACCACCAGUUGUUUUUCAUCUUGCGAAUUUCCCGUUGACAUCUAUUUCUGGCAUCACGAUAGCGAUUUCUGUUUGCUGGGGUCUCUUGCUGCAUUAGUGUCUUAAAGGCAGCAUGCUUAAAAGCAAGGAGGUCUUUUAUUGCCAUAUUGUUGUCAUCAAACCAAUCUUGAUGUUUUCUUGUUCUGUAGCCCAGUACUUCUGCCACAGAUGAAUAGCUGGUGUCUCUCAGAGUCUGCCAUUUUUCCUCGACUAAGCCUUGGAGUGGUUGGAGGGUCUCAAAGUUUUUCUGCUAGCUGUUUCUGUAUGUCUUCAUCGCAGAGGGAGGCAGUGUUAAGGCGUUUAGUCUUCUUCUGCAAGCGUUUCUGCUUGGAAGCAUGAAAGCGUAGAUUCAGUCUGGCGCACAUCAUUUUAUGAUCUGUCCAGCAGUCAGCACUUCUAACACAGCAGUCAAUGAUAUCGGACUUGUAGUGUUGGCUUACGAUGAUGUGGUCUAUCAUGUGCCAGGUCUUUGAGUGUGGAUGUUGCCAUGUACCUUUAUGUAUAUCAGGGUGUUGGAAGAGAGUGUUGGCAAUUGUAAGGCCAAAACGGGCACAAAGCUGCAACAGCAUCUCUCCUUGCUCAUUACAUGCACCGAUACCAUGCGUGCCAAGAAUCUCUGGCCACAUUUCAGCAUCUGAGCCAACUCUAGCGUUGAAAUCGCCAACCAGGAAAGUACGGUCGCCUCUUGGGAUGUCGGAAAGAGCUACAGCCAAUUGGUCAUAGAACUGAGUCUUUUCUUCCAAAGGGCGCUUGAAGGUUGGGGCGUAGAUGCUUAUUAUAGUGGCGUCACACUUCUUAGUGAGGGCUAUACGAGCUGUCAUUACCCUGGAUGAUAUUCCUUUCAAGCUUAGAAUACAAGAUCUAAGUCUUGAUUGUAUGGCAAUAGCAACUCCCUCUUGUUUGGGUUGAUCUUCCGGAUGGCCAGAGUACAGAAAGUUGUAGUCACCAUCAAUGAACUUGCCUAUGCUGGGAACUCUGCAUUCACCAAGUCCGGCGAUGUCGAUGUUGAGACGCCCAAGUUCUUCUGCUACCAGAGCUGUGCAUCUCUCGGGUGUUUGUCUGUUGGUGUUGACAUCUGAUAGCGUCAGUACAUUCCACAAGGCCAGUUUGACCUGUGUGAAGAUGUUACGGCGGGUGGGUCUAGAUCUAUUGGGUCCAAAAGGUCCCUUGGGCUUUACUCCCAGACGGUCAUACGUGCGAGGUCGUGAUCCACGCACCUGUCGAGAGGUAUGUGUUAUUGAUGAUACAAAGUCUUUAGCAGGUUUACAGUGCCACUUGGAUCAGGGUGCUGGCCUGAGUCUAGUGGGCAAGCAGGCUGUCCUCUUCCGUGCUUGCGUUCCAGAGCUGGGGGGUGCAGAGGGUGGAAGCGCAUAGCAACACAAAUCACCUAAGCUGACCCGGUACUGGCUGGUCAUUAUUGGGUGGGGUCAGGAGCUGACCUUUGACAAGUACUGACCCAGGCAUCGUGGCCGUUGAGAAAAAAAACACGUUUGCUAAUCCCUUCCGCCCUGAAGGUGGAAGCCCAGCACACUAUAGGGUUUGGACUGUCUUUAGUCAGGUCUCUCGCCAAGGGCCAAAUCCGGCAUGGUUGAACCUGCCAAGAGUACGAGGACCCUCGCUGGCAUGAGCCCCUUGGGUCCUAGGGACACGCAAGCUACUACAUCACAACAAGGUAACUGUCCUUGGUAGUAGACCAGAAUAUCAUAGGACCCACUCAUAAUGGUAGUCACACUCUCAAUCUAAUCCUUGUAUUUGUAUUAAAUAUAGAAAAUAUAGUCAAACUUCCACAGUCUGAAGCUACCUCAAAUCAUUAUCUCAUCUUAUUCAAAAUAUGUCUGAGCAAUAAUAUAUGCAACUUGCCACACUACAGUGUCAAACAUACUUUCACACUAACUGCUGCAUAAAGUUUUAUCAGUAGUUUCCCAGAGUUAUCAACUUUGAUUAGAUCACCAUCAGACCCACAGAACUAAAUGAGCCAGCUGAAUGCUUAGUCAGUGUCUACUAUACUUUCGAUAAUGUAGCUCCACUUGAAAUAAAAUAAUUCAAGAGAAAAAAAAUAGCACCCUGGUGUAACAGUCACAUGCACCUUAAAACAUAAAAUUAGAAAAUGGUGUCAAACAAAAUUGAUAAUAUUCCAAUUAGCAUGGAAGGAGAUCCUCUAUAUAGUUCCAGACAAGCUCUUAGUGCUGCUAGAUCAACUUUUCUCUCCACUAUAAUAUAACAAAACAUAAGCUUAAAUUCUUAUGUAAUACUUCAGCAAAAUGAACUAGGCCACCACAGAAACAUGCACACCUUCAGUAUGUAGUAGUGAUGACUUAAUGAAGUUUAUCAGUGGCAAAAUUGAAAAUAUCAGGCAAAAAUAUCAAGCUGUUAAUUUAAGACCAGACAAUUUGAUAAGUAUCCCUGUAGACAACAAUGCAACUACAUCAGAGCAAUGAUUUGUGUUUUACACCCCUGGGAGAGACCGAACUAAUUUCACUUCAUCAAAAUCAAAAUCUUCAACUUGUGUACUAGAUCCCUUGCCUAAAUGAUUCAGAUGUCACCAGAAGCAAUCAAACCUCUUUGAAAAACAAUCAAUUAUGCUUUUAGCAGUGGCGUUGUACCUAAAUCCUUUAAACUAGCAGUUGUCAGACCUUUGUCAGCUGUCCAAUUAUAGGCCAAUAUCAAACCUCCCUUUUAUCUCCAAGAUCCUAGAAAAAACUGGCAUAGCAGUUAUGCUUAUAUUGAUAUGGGAGUAACAUCCAUAAAAUGUAUUAGUCAGGAUUUAGAUCUCAUCAUAGGACAGCAACAGCACUGGUUACAGUAGUAAAUGACAAACUACUGGCUCCUUAUCAAAGUUGUGUCUCCUUGCUUGUGCUGCUUGACCUUAGUACAGCUUUUGACACCACUGAUCAUACUAUUCUCCUUGAUAGACUAGAAAAUGUCAUUGAAGUUAAAGGAACAAUCCUCUGCUGGCUCAGGUCUUAUUUAACUGAUCAUUAUCAGUUUGUAUAUGUAAAUGGUGACUUCUCUAUGCAUUCUAAAGUAAAGUUUGGUGUUCCACAAGGUGCUGUCUUUGGCCCACUGCUUUUUUUCUUAAAAUAUGCUGCCUCGAGGUAAUACUAUUCAUAAGCAUGGUAUUGCUUUCCACUGUUAUGCUGGGGACACAGUUGUAUGUUUCAGCAAAGUCAGAUGACAGACACCAGCUUAAUAAAAUUGAGGAAUGUGUAAAGGACACUGGAUGCUGAUUAACUUCCUUCUACUUAAUUCUGAUGAGACAUUACUAGUACUUGUACUAGGACCACAUGCAGCGAGAAGUAAGUUUUCUGAUUACUGUACAUAGUAAUUCUUGAUGGUCUUUCUGUUUCUUCAUGGGCAGCAGUAAAAGACUUUGGUGUGA
This is a messenger RNA of Neoarius graeffei (lesser salmon catfish), 7001 nucleotides long. RefSeq names its product oocyte zinc finger protein XlCOF6-like. The record is from RefSeq and is a predicted model, not a curated record. Bases 151 to 2613 code for a protein of 820 amino acids. The transcript is spliced from 6 exons. Gene Ontology annotation, molecular function: protein binding; histone methyltransferase activity. Lineage: Eukaryota; Metazoa; Chordata; Actinopteri; Siluriformes; Ariidae.